GGGCUCCUAGGAAAAAAACAGCAAAGGAGUGGGGGAUGAAGGACAGGGAAUGGGAAGAAGCCAAGCAAGAGCGUGAUUUCAGAAGUCCUACAGUCAGCCUGAUCACACCGGAAGCUCUAGAACAAAGAACACACCUCGGAGUUUUUCCUGCCUCAAACACAAAGGAGCUGGGCUUUGGUGCUCUACAUCUGCCUGUCUUUGGCUAUCCAGGAUUGUGGAAUGAGCUCCUGAACUUUUCUUCCUUUCGUCAUGCUCUGAGCCCAUUCCUUGAAAACUAACCGGUCCCUGACUCCUGGUCUGCAGUCAUCCUGGGCCCACUGAGCUCUGAUCCAAGUGCCUGCCUUUGCCCCCGGUGGCCUGAAGCUUCAUGGAGGUAUCCUCCAGCUCCUCCUCCAACAUUGACCCAGUCAACUAUAUUGAAACAAAUGAUUCAAUCAUCCACCUACCCUCUAAAGUAGUGAUAGAAGAUAUUACUAUGGAGCUACACUGCCCACUGUGCAAUGAUUGGUUUUGUGACCCACUGAUGCUAAGCUGUGGCCACAACUUCUGUCAAGCCUGUAUCCAAAACUUUUGGAGGCUGCAAGCAAAGGAAACAUUCUGUCCUGUGUGUAAGAUGCUAUGUCAGUAUAGCAACUGUACAUUCAACCUUGUACUGGACAGGUUGGCAGACAAGAUUAAGAACUUACCCCUACUCAAGGGCCAUCCGCAGUGCCCAGAGCAUGGAGAGAACCUGAAAUUGUUCAGUAAACCAGAUGGGAGACUGAUCUGCUUUCAAUGCAAGGAUGCUCGGUUGUCUGUGGGGCAGUCUACGGAGUUCCUGCAAAUCUCUGAUGCUGUCCGUUUCUUCACGGAGGAGCUUGCCACCCAACAGAGUCAACUGGAGGCAACUCUGAAGGAGCUUCAGUCCCUGAGGAAGAAGCAGAAGGAAGCUAUUGCUGCUUAUAAGGAAAACAAGCUAUAUCUGCAGCAACAUGUGUCCACGGAGUUUCUAAAGCUGCAUCAGUUCCUAGACAGCAAAGAAGAGGAUAUUUUAACUGAACUCCAGGAAGAGGGUAAAGCCUUGAAUGAGGAGAUGGAGCUGAAUCUGAGCCACCUUCAGGAGCAAUGUGUCCUAGCCAAGGAUAUGUUGAUGAGCGUUCAGGCAAAGAUGGAACAACAGAACUCCUUCAACUUUCUCAAAGACAUCGUACCUCUCUUAGAUAGCUUGAAGCAAGGAAUGACAUUGCUGGCAACAAGAGAGCUUAUUUCCAGAAAUCUGAACCUGGGCCAGUACAAAGGUCCUAUCCAGUACAUGGCAUGGAGGGAAAUGCAGGACACUCUCUCUCCAGGCCUAUCUCCACUAACCCUGGACCCUAAAACAGCUCACCCAAAUCUGGUGCUCUCCAAAAGCCAGACCAGUGUGUGGCAUGGUGACAUUAAGAAGGAAAUGCCUGAUGAUCCAGAGAGGUUUGACUCAAGUGUGGCUGUGCUGGGCUCAAGAGGCUUCACAUCUGGAAAGUGGUACUGGGAAGUAGAAGUAGCAAAAAAGACAAAAUGGACAAUUGGAGUUGUCAGAGAAUCCAUCGUUCGGAAGGGCUGCUGUCCUCUAACUCCUGAGCAAGGAUUCUGGCUUUUAAGACUAAGGAACCAAACUGAUCUAAAGGCUCUGGAUUUGCCUUCUUGCAGUCUGACACUGACUAACAACCUUGAUAAGGUGGGCAUAUACCUAGAUUAUGAAGGAGGGCAGGUGUCCUUCUACAAUGCUAAAACCAUGACCCACAUUUAUACCUUUAGUAACACUUUCAAGGAAAAACUUUAUCCCUACUUCUGCCCCUGCCUUAAUGAUGGUGGAGAGAAUAAAGAACCAUUGCACAUCUUACAUCCACAGUAAUUAGUCAUACUAUUAUACAAAUUCAGAGUGUUAGUAAAGAGGUAUUGAUUGUUUUGAAUACUGAAAAAAAAAGUAAAAUAAAAAAAGAGGUAUUGAAAUAUUUUACUAGUCUCACUGGAUUCUGUUCCCAAAUUAUUGGGAACUAUAGAAUAAUGAAAAGAGGAUGCACAAAUCAAAUUCCAUUCUUUCAGUAUCCUAAAUGGAUUUCACUGGAGCCUUUCAAGAUAUUAUUCUUCUCUGGGGUCUUUUAUGACACAAGAACCACUCAUGAAAAUGAUCAUCAUGCAGCUGUUACUGGAGCAAACUGCAGCUUGAAUUUGUGAUGUUUGGGAACCCUUUUCAAAUAUGCUCUGAAAUUAUCACGCUGUCAUAUUUUCCAGCAUAAUGACCUUUAGUAGAUGUAUUCUCAGGUGUGAAC
Molecule: messenger RNA, 2288 nt
Organism: Cebus imitator (Panamanian white-faced capuchin)
Lineage: Eukaryota; Metazoa; Chordata; Mammalia; Primates; Cebidae
Gene: TRIM69
Product: tripartite motif containing 69
Exons: 8
Coding region: 368-1870 (500 amino acids)
Molecular function (GO): protein binding
Source: RefSeq, a predicted model, not a curated record